Messenger RNA from Harmonia axyridis, 4768 nucleotides. RefSeq names its product otoferlin-like. NCBI's taxonomy places the organism in Eukaryota, Metazoa, Arthropoda, Insecta, Coleoptera, Coccinellidae. Gene Ontology annotation, cellular component: membrane. Gene Ontology annotation, biological process: plasma membrane organization. The record is from RefSeq and is a predicted model, not a curated record. The transcript has 23 exons. Bases 201 to 4670 code for a protein of 1489 amino acids.
UGCUUCUGCCCUUCUCCAGAGUGUUCGAAAGAUUCCGAGCAAAAUUUGAAUUCGACAUCUUCAGAGCUGAACAUCUAUAUGACAAGCAAAAACCUCCUAGUUCAUACAUCGUUGUUGCUUUUGGUGGGAAUACGGCAAAGACAUCAGUAAGAAAGAACACCUCAUUUCCCGAAUUCAACGAGAGACUAAUCAUCCAUGAUAUGUAUCCUGUUCUCUGUCAGAGAAUCCACGUCAAGAUUUAUUUCGGUUCUCAUCUAUACGCGUCAGAUUUUCUGCCUCUGAACUACGUUACAAGCGAUGACGAAGAAGGCUUCUUUCCCAAGUUUGGGCCAGCUUUUCUCCAUAUGUACGAUAAUUCUGGUAUGGAGGACUACAAAGGUAGCAUCUUGUUCAGUCUCAGGACCAAAACUGAAGUGGUUUCUGCCGAAGACAAGAAGAAGAGUGAAGUGAUUCCCAUAAGUGGGUCCUCUGGGGAUCUUCUUCCACCAUUAGACCUGAAAUUCUUCGUCAUAAUAUUGGAAUCUUCUGUCAUGGAUAAACGAUUUGAAGGAAAGAUUACCUACAAGGCUACUAUUGGAAACACUGAGAAGGAAGAAGAAAAAAGGAGUGGCGAUCAAUCAAACAAUAAGUACGUCUCUGAAAAGAUAGAUGUCAAGAAGAUCAACAGAAAUUCUUUCUAUUCGGAUAUAAAGGAGAGUAAACCUAUGCUCACACUAAAUAUCAACGUGAUGGAUUUUAGGAAGAGGUUGUACAACAUGAACAUGUUAGAGAAAAUAUAUGAUGCCAUGGAGAAAAGAAUAAUCAAUAUCGGUUUCUUAUUCGCUGAAGAUGAUAUCACUCUCAAUGACAAAAUAGCUGAAGAGUUGUCCCAUUGUCUAGAUUCCUUCAUAUCGUCCACUCAAAAAUACAUCGACAUAGCCGGAAACUAUGACCUAUCUACUUUAACCCAAUUGGGACGAGGAAAAUUAGAACAAAAUCUCAAACUGAUGAAAAGUCUCAUCAAGAAAGCUGAGAAGAUCUUCAAUCCAAAUGCUCUCAGAAGGACGUUUUUGAAGAUGAAGAAGCUGUGCGAUAGGGUUUUGUGUAUUUUCAAUAACAUCAACGAUAUGUGGCCUGACGUAUUCAUAACGGUUUGGAAGGAAACUAAGAAAUUGGCUUAUGUACGUGUACCAUGCAAAGAUGUGCUCCAUUCUGAGAUAGAAGAGGAAAAAGGAAAGAUGUGCGGUAAAGUAACCACACUUUACCUGCAGCCAGAGAGGAAGAAAAUACCAAAGGCAAAAUUUUUCACCAACACAGUCGGAAAAAUGGAGGUUCUCAUCUGGAUGGGAGUAGAAAAAUCCUUCGUGGAGUUCUUGAAGAACCUUCCGGGCAGUUUUGAAUUGACUGACGACUUGAAAUCUCCGUUUCUCCAUGCCACUACCAGUGAAGUUCAUAUGUUUCAGUGCAGAUGCCAUCUGUUUCAAGGGCGUAUAGAACCAGGCAACGAUGCUUCAGCUCUUAGUGAUACCAUGGUCAGAAUCCACUUCGGCGACGAUUGUCAGGAAUCGACGAUAGAGAGUGAGACCUUGAACCCAAUAUGGAAUCAAACCCUGAUAUUCAAGAAAGUGACUCAGUAUGGAAGUACCAGUUUCGUUAAGAAGAAUCCACCAACAAUUUUAAUAGAAUUGCUGGAUAGAGAUAAAUUGUUCUUUUGGGAGUUCGUUGGUAGGACUACAGUUAAACCUUUAGUGAAAACGAAAGAAGAACCAUACAGCGCUCCUAACUUCCCUCCAAAGCUUCAGUGGUUCAAGGUUUUCAACGAAGACAGCAUCAGCGCAGAGAUUCUAGCCGCUUUUGAGAUGUUAGAGAUCACUGGAGACUCUGGAGAAGACGCUGAUGAAGCUGAAAAGGAUGUCAUACGCAUACCCGAUGAUAUAAAACCAGCUCUGGUCGGAUUCCGUAUUGAAGUAUACUUCUGGGGUUUGAGAAACUUGAAAAAAGGUAAAUUCGGUGGUAUUAAAAGACCAAAGAUCAACAUUGAGUGCCUGCAGUCAAUGAUGUAUUCCGAACCAUUAAAAGACACAAAAGGAGACGGUAAUUUCACCAACCCCAUCCAGAACAUGGACGUACAACUACCUUCAACGCUUGACUAUGCUUCUCCCCUGAUAUUGAGGAUGAUGGAUAGCAAACUGGGUUUCAAAUCAUUCGUUGGAAUCUACAUAAAGCACAUUAAGUUUUUUCUGGAAAAUCCAUUGACAGACCAAGAGAGGCAGAAUUUUUUUACAGGGUCAACUCCGUAUGAGGCGAUGGUGGACAUAAGUGAUGCGAAGAGCUCUGAAGAUUCGGAGCUGAGCUUGAAAACACCGAAACAACAAAUGAUCUUCGUGCCACAACAUUGCUUCUGUCGAACAUCAGAAAUUCAAAAAUUGGCCAAGAAAGCUUCCCACGUCCGGUGUAUCUGUCAGAAAACACGUUGGCAGAAAUUUCGGCAAACUUUCAACAGGAAGAGGAUCAUCUGUCCUUGCCUAAAGAAACAUCAAGAAAACGUAAAACGUGUCGAGAAAAAACAUAAGAGAACUUGCGCCUGCUGCAGAAAGCUUUUGGAGAAGCUGCACCUGGUGACCAGCGACAAGGAGAAUCAACCGGGGUUUUGGUCUUCUCUGGGAAGCAUCUUUAGGAGCUCUUGUUUCGGUGGAAAGUGCGAAUGUUGUAAGAAAGUGGUCAAGAAGAUCAAGGAGGUGUGUGAAGAUAUGGCGAAGAGAUGCCCUAUCUGUAGGAAGUUGGGCCUGAAGUUCUCCAAGAAGAAAGGGGGAGUGGAGGAAAGUCUUGACGACUCUUACGUCGAUAACGAUUAUGAUUGGUGGACCAAAUUUUUCUCUUCACUGAAGCCUGAACCAAAAGAAGGUGCGCACGUCUCCAUUAGAGAUAAGUUCAGGCUUAAGAUUUAUCCAAGAGAACUUGAGUCACAAGCGGAAUUCGAGCACUUCAAAGAUUUGCUGAUGUCUUUCCCAAUGUACAAAGGCAAAAGGACUGGCGACGAGGUGGUGGACAGGGAUAUGAUCAAAGGGGUAUUCAAAGGGAACAUCAAGAUAUACCGGUGGCCUCAAGAGACAGGGAAGGAUUUGAUAACCAGGAACGGAACUCCUUUAAGUGAAGGAUAUUUUGGACAAUUUCCACCCAACGAGCCUCUGCAUUUCACUGUCAGGAUAUAUUGCAUCAGAGCACUACACUUGCCUCCAAAGGACAUCAACGGCAAAUGUGAUCCUUACUUAUACGUACGAUUAGGAGAUCAGGUUCGAAAUGAUAAGGACAAUUACAAGACCAAGGACUUGAAUCCUGUUUUCGGAAAGAUGUUUGAAUUCAACGGUAUCUUGCCCAAAGACCAUACCGUAUUGGUGCAGAUCUGGGACAGAGACACGGCAACAAGGGAUGAUCUGAUUGGCGAGACCUCCAUAGAUAUCGAAAACCGCCUGUACACAAACCACAGGGCGAAAUGUGGGAUUCCGGAAUUCUACAAAGAGACAGGUUACUGCGCCUGGAGGGAUCAGCUGAAACCCUCAGAAAUCGUGAAUCGAUUGAGUAAACAAUGGAACCUACCUAAACCAGUGUAUGGCGCGACAUCUGUGCAGAUCUGUUCGAAGUUCUUCGAAUCACCCCAUUACGAAUCUACCGGCAACGAUAGGAUCGAUACUGAAAUUAAAGCGCUCUACGCUCUGCGGAAUUGGCAUCAGGUUCCUUUCGUUGGACUGAAAUUGGUACCGGAACACGUCGAGACGAGGUCGCUGUACUGCCCUGAUAAGGCGCUAGUGGAACAGGGUAAAAUCCAGCUUUGGGUUGACAUUUUUCCAGCUGGUGAUCUGCCUCCACCGAAGUCGGUUGACAUAACCUUGAAGCCGCCAGAGAAUUAUGAACUAAGAGUCGUAAUCUGGAACACUGCCGAUGUUCUGUUGCAGGAAGACGACUUUUUCACUGGACAAAAGAAGAGCGAUAUUUUUGUGAAAGGGAUGCUGCAAGGCCAUGACAACGUCCAGAGCACCGACAUCCACUACAGGUCUCUCACCGGCGAAGGCAACUUCAACUGGAGGUUCAUCUUCCCCAUGCAGUACCUGGUGAAUGAAGACAUGACUGUGGUGAAUCCCGAGGAUGGCAAACCGCAUCAAGGGGACAAGAAAUUUCCUUGCAGGCUGAUUCUUCAGAUCUGGGAAAACGAUACGUUUUCCAAGGAUGACUUUCUCGGUACCUUGAGUCUGGAUUUGUCUAGAAUGCAAAGGGGUUCGAAAGGGCCUGAGCUGUGCAAUCUGAGCAUCAUGGAACCAAGUGCCCCACGCAUGAAUCUCUUCAAGGCAAGGAGGACAAAGGGCUGGUGGCCGUUCAAAGGCAACGAUCUAGAAGGUCACUUGACGCUAGUGGGCAAAAUAGAGGUUGAAUUGGAACUGAUGACUGCUGAAGAGGCUGAAGGAAAACCUGCAGGUCUUGGCCGGAAUCCUCCUCAGGCCUUACCAGAGCCUAAGAGACCAAAAACUUCCUUCAAUAUGUUCACCAACCCCUUGAAGACAUUUAGGUUCAUCAUCUUGAAACAUUACCGAUGGACCAUAAUCAAGGGAUGCUGUUGUGUGCUGUUGCUAGUAUUCCUAGGCUUGGCCAUCUAUGCUUUCCCGGGAUACGCAGUGAAAAAAAUUUUGAGAGUAUGAUUCAACGAAUAUUUCCUAGAUUUUAUUAUAUAUACAUUUUAUAAGUACUUUUUAUGUUAUUUACAAUGAUUCUAUUACAAUAAAUACAUAUUAAUGAA